UACGGAGGAGUUACCCUAGAGAAGCAACUUCCUAGCUACCUUCCUGGCCACCCUCUUGGUCACCUUCCCAGUCCAUUCUCCUACGGACAAGCCAAAGAAAAUUGCGUUUUCCGCGAAGUGAUCUGGACGUAGUUAAGUACGUAACCCAAUGAACUCGUCGAAAUUUAAGACUAAUAUUAAAAGAAACAUCUUUGAAGAAGAAGGGUGUAUAUUCUUAUUGGUUAAAACACAACAACACUUUUCUCCACAAUUUUUACCUGCCAUUCUUGAGUUCAUCAAGCCAUCGUCAAAUGUUUUGUUUUCGCGUUAGGAGACAGUGAAAGUUAUUGAUUCUCUUCCGUUGUGGAACCGAGCAACCAAAUCGAGAGCUCAUCUAUUCGUUCAUAUUUCGAAUAUAUAUACUACUCUUUUGUGUUCGUCAAGGAUCGAAUAGACUUGAAACAGGCAAGAUGAAGAUAGGACUACUGAGAAACUUUUUAUAUUACUUCAGUCUCCGGCAAGGUACCGUGUUAAUCGCUAUAAUACAAUUGUUUAUAUCCGGAUUUAGUAUGGUGUUUUUCAUACUGGCAUUGGCACACGCUAUGGGGAUUCAAGAAAUGGUGGUGAGAGAUACCCAGGAUACUCUCGAAAGAGAAGCUUUGGAGGAUAUAUCGAGUCAUCAAAAUGCUAAAAAAAUGGACGUGGCUCAUCACAAUGCUAUUGAGACCGUUUAUUCCAUGUAUUGUGGAUUGGUGAUCACGGUGAUACACUUCAUGACUACGAUUCUUUUAUUUUACGGAGCAUUAACGAACAAUCGUCAUUUUAUGACACCCUGGAUGAUGGUGAUGAUGACGAUAAUAUCAGCAUUGACCAUAUCCUUGUUCCUGGUUGAACAAGACUGUCCUUUCAUCGCUAUUCUCGGUGGAAAGGCAGACAUUUGCGAACGCGUGAUCGUGUUGCUUUUUAUUAUCACGAGUUCCUACAUAUGGUUCGUCGUGUAUAGUACAUACAAGAGUCUUGAAAUAAAGAAAGGAUUGACGCACGAAGUAUACAACUUCAAGAAAUAUGCAUUAGAGAUAGUGCCGCAACCUACGAAAUCGUUUCAUGUAUCGGCUACCAUGCCCUACGAUGUUUAAAAUUCUUGUAAAGAAAGAAAAGAAGAAAAAAGAAAACGAAAAAAUGAAAAGAAAAGAAACAUACGAACGUAUUCACACACGCAUUCAUACACGCAUACAUACACGCAUACAUACACGCAUACAUACACACACAGCAUACAAAUACAACGAGAAAAAUCCAAUAAAGAGGAUCGACCUCGCAUCGAAAUAAAUAAGAAAAAAUGAUUAAAAAAAAAAAAAAAAGAAAAAAAAAAAGAGAGAGAAAGAUGAAUUAAUUAUAAUCAUCAAUGGGUGUUCUUUUUUUUCUCACCCGAUAAACAUGAGAUUCUUUAAAUGCAUUUUACAAUCAGCUUACGGUUUCGAAACUUGCGCACAAUUCAGUAAUGAUUUUCAAGAAAUUAUCAAAUCUAACAUUUCGAGAGGAUUAUUCGUUGGUGGUGCGUUAUUCGUACUGUAACAAGUUAUUAAGGAUCUUGUAUAAAGAUUUACGAUGUUAAAGGCUUUACAUACAUAUAUAUUAUAUAUAUAUAUAUAUAUAUAUAUACACAUACGUGUUGCAUUUUUUCGUACGUAAGAGUCAAUGAGUACGUAAGAGGAAAUGAAAAAAAAAAAAAAGGAAAAGAAAAUUUAGCAUCGUUCUGUAUUCGUGUGUUCGAAUUAUGCUUUGUACAGUUCUUGAAUUUAUUCUAUUUCUCUAUCGAUUAAAAAAAUUGUACAUUAGAGGGAUGAAUAUGUUAAAAAAAAACAAA
Molecule: messenger RNA, 1843 nt
Organism: Vespula pensylvanica (western yellowjacket)
Lineage: Eukaryota; Metazoa; Arthropoda; Insecta; Hymenoptera; Vespidae
Exons: 6
Coding region: 450-1115 (221 amino acids)
Source: RefSeq, a predicted model, not a curated record